GGCGGUGGUGGUGGUAACGGAACUGGUGGGGGCGGCGAUGUCGCGGAGAAGGAGGAGAGGCCACCGGCUUCAGAGAGUGUCGAGCCGACGGCCGCGUUUGACGUCGCAUCUCUCGUACUCUACGGCUCGCGCGCACUGCCGAUACGUCUUAAGAUCUUGCUCGAUCAGUUGUUCAACCAAUUGCCGCACGCGCAAGUGACACGUUUACUAGCCGCUUUCGGCUGGACGUACGAGGAUUACACGCGGGGAUACAUACUGCAGGACUCGCAGAACGGCCCGGUGCUGGACCGAUGGAGCAUCUGUUCGCCUGAAGAGGAACCGCUGGUGUUGCAGCAGUUCCUCAGAUUCGCCGAGACGCGUCCGUUUGUGCAGCAGUUGCUGCUGGCCGCCGGAACGCCGGGGACGGAUGCUAUGUCACCAAGCAGACGACCUUCGCCGCCGACGAUGCCACUAGCACACCUACCACCCCCUCUCCACCUGCUUCACUGCGGUCUCCCGCCUCCGGGCUCGAGAUUGCCUCCGCCUCUGCCACCGCCGCCACCGCCGCCAGCGGUCUCGCAUCCGUCGAUGUCACCGACCACACAGAAGCAUUAUUCCUCGUCGGCGAGCGGGAAUUCCGGGGUAACGAGCAGCGCCAAUUCGCCGCCCAGAAGCCUCGAGUCCCAUUUGACGGUGUCCCCGUUGAACAGACUUCAAAGCAUGCAGCCGUUCGACUUUCGGAAGCUGGGCACUCUCGGUCUACCAGCGUUUCCGCCGUUGCCACCACCGCCGACCGCGGAUCAGCUGUUGCAGAACCGUAAAUCCAUGAGGAAUCCUCACAGUCCGCACAGUCCACCUCACCAUCACAACAGCAAUCAGUUGCAAAGGCCUCACAUGCCGCCGGUCGCGCCGGUCUCCUCCUCGGCCUUGAAUUUCGGCCAUCCGUUGUCGGUCGCGGUGUCUUCUGGCGCUCUUCCGCCAAAUUUUCCCGCUCACUUUCCACCACCGCCUAUGGGCAAGUCCUCGGGAGGAUUGACCGGAAUGACAGCGCCCUCGGACGUGCACAGCGGCGGUGAGAAGAGCAGCGAGUUCGGCUCAGAAGAGGACGAGGAGGACGACGAGAACUCGGACAGCGCGUUGAAUCUGAGCAGACGGGACAGCGCGUCGAAACACGCGUCCGAACAUCGACAUCAUCCGCCACUACCUCUACAGGCUGGCCCUCUCGGCAGGCCACCCGGUAUACCAGGAAGAAAGCCUCAUUCGCCUGGCAAACGACACGGUAGCCAGUGGGGCGGGUCGGCUAACAUACCGCCCAAUCUUGGUACACCGUUCAUCAAUCCCACCACCGGCAAGAAGAGGGUGCAAUGCAACGUCUGCCUGAAGACCUUCUGCGACAAGGGCGCCCUAAAGAUUCACUUCAGCGCGGUCCAUCUGCGGGAGAUGCAUCAGUGCACGGUGAAAGGGUGCAGCAUGAUGUUUAGUUCCAGAAGAUCGCGCAACAGACACAGCGCAAAUCCGAAUCCCAAACUACAUUCGCCGCAUCUUCGGCGGAAGAUAUCGCCUCACGACGGACGAUCAUCGAUGGCUCACGCCCUAGUCUUGCCACCCCAGGUUGGACUGCCUGUUCCAGGCUCGGGACUGAACCAUUUACCUUUUGGAUCGUUCCCGUUGCUCACCCCGCCUCCCGAUCUCCGAUCUCCUGCCUCUCUGUGCGGCCUAGACUUCAAACACCUGGACCAACCCAGACCGUACGACGAGGCGUUGCAACAACGAAUGAGUGUUAACGCGAGUCUCUCGUCGACGACGGCGCUGACCACGUCCUCCAUGGCGAUGACAACCGCUGCGGAGACGCCUAGCACCACCGUCGCGACCAGAGGAUCGUUCUCCAGUGGGAGCGCAGCGGAUACCGUGUCACCUUCCACUCAAGCGUCGACCGCGGUCGCAGAAGGGGACGAAGACGACGACGAUGACGACGGCGGAAUCGUGGUCGUUGCGGAGGACGACGCUAGCAAUCUACCGUCGAGGCUACCUCUACGUUCCGGAGAGGAGGACGACGAACAACCAGCCGAUUUCAGUCUGACAAAACGAUCGAAGUUGUAUUUCGGCGAGCCCGCGGACGAAGACCUCGUUAGUAAUCCGGAUAGCAACGAGGAUAAUGAUUCAAUGGGCACGGUCGAUCAGCAGAGCUUUUCGAUGAGCCAGCACUCGUUGAACUCGACCUUAUUGCACAGCCGAGGCGUACGGAAGAGAAAAUCGCAACAUCCGACUCGAUGCGCUGUCUUGACCGAGGUACAUUCCUCGUCGUAAAGAGUGAAGCAACGUUGCCUGUCCGACAGCGCGGCCGUUUCGUCGUUGAACGACUUCCAAAGCCAACCGGAGGACAUGUCGAUGUCCCGAUUAGAAGCGGAGGAACGAAAGGCCGUCUCGCCGUGUUCCCCAAAGAAUAUGAACUUCAACGACCACGAGUCGAACUCCUCUCGGUCCCCGGAGGUGUGCAACAGGGACGCGGGAAUGAUAAGCGGUGCUCGGCGGGACGCGGUCUCCGCACACGACAGCGCCGAGGAUCUACCUCAGGACGAGCCGCGUGAUCUGAGCUCGAGAGCGAGCAGCGUCAAAUCGCUCAAGAGACAGGUUAGUCCGGAACCAAAGGCGUCACCUGACUUAGCGGACGUUGCUCCCGUCUCGACGAUCAAGAAAGAGUCGAGCUCCUCGGACCUGACCGACAGACUGAAAAACGAGUGCGAAGACACGGCCGCGACGACGACGACGACGACGACGACGACACCUACGGCGACGGCGACGAAGGAGGACGAGCCGUCGAGAGUGUCCCCGAAAAAGGAGGCAGAGACGGCAGAGGCGAAAGUGAAGGAGGAUGAGAUCCAGGAGGAUGAUGAUGAUGACGACGAGGAUGAGCCGUUGGAGGAGGUCGAGGAGGAUGAUGAUGAUGAGGAGGUGAACGUAGCGCUGCGUAAUCAAGAAGGUGAGCGUCCCGAUGAUCCCUCCCGUGCCCCGAGCUCGGUCGACAGCCGUCCGACGACAGCCGACGACCUCUCCCACGACUCCUCGACCAACACUUUGCGUCAACUCGAGUCCUUGUCGCAGGGUCGCGCGAUGCAGUACACCGGGAUGCAGCGGGCGGUUUCGAGGUCUGGCCGCGGCUCUACCAGCCCCGUCAGCCUCACGACCCACCAGGAGACCACCAUGGACAACUCCUCACGUGGCUCUCGUUCAUCCAGCGCCUCACCCUCCACAGCGGCCAUGGAUACGGACAAUAGCCUGAUCACCUAUGCCCGUUACGAGAACGGCGGUUUCGUCAGCACCCAGGAGGUGCCGUUGGAUCGGGAGAAUCCACGUCGUUGCACCGCGUGCGGCAAGGUGUUCCAGAAUCAUUUCGGUGUCAAGACCCACUAUCAGAACGUUCAUCUGAAGCUGAUGCACCGUUGCAGCGUGGACGGGUGUAACGCGGCGUUCCCGUCGAAGAGGUCGCGUGACAGGCACUCGGCGAACCUGAAUCUCCAUCGGAAGUUAUUGUCCACUUCGUCGAGUCCGCCGUUGUCCUCGAGCCUGCCGCCGAGUCUGUCGCCCAGGGUGGACGACACCCAGAUGAAUCCUCUGUUGCGUAACGAGUUCCUCGCGAGAUUGUACGCGGACGCGGGCAUUGGCGCCCUGGGUGCCUAUCCUCUAACGCCUGGACUACCUUCAGCGGUUGAUCUGGCCGCUAGAAUACCGCCACCGCAUCCGCUUCUGCUGCCACCGCACCUGGGAGCAACAUUCUCGGGUCUGUCCUCGUUCGCCUCGCACCUGGCCGGACUGAACGGUCUGACCCAUCAGCAUCUGAAUCAUCUGACCAGAAUGUCCCAGGAGCAGGGGACCAGACACAUCCCGGGUUCCGGCUCUCCGUUGUCCUCGCCAGGCUCCGAGGACCGAAAAGAGGAGGCCAGGUGUACGAUACCGGGCUGCGAGCGUGUGUUCGGCUCCAGAGCGGUCAGAGAUGCCCACUCGAGGGAUCCCCAGGCCCAUCGUGACCUACCUUCUGUUCUGUCGACCAGCGGUUCGUGA
Molecule: messenger RNA, 4038 nt
Organism: Dufourea novaeangliae
Lineage: Eukaryota; Metazoa; Arthropoda; Insecta; Hymenoptera; Halictidae
Product: zinc finger protein basonuclin-2-like
Exons: 2
Biological process (GO): regulation of DNA-templated transcription
Cellular component (GO): nucleus
Source: RefSeq, a predicted model, not a curated record